Kuraishia capsulata CBS 1993 is the source of this 1329-nucleotide messenger RNA. RefSeq lists its product as uncharacterized. The record is from RefSeq and is a predicted model, not a curated record. Bases 1 to 1329 code for a protein of 442 amino acids. The transcript has a single exon. Lineage: Eukaryota; Fungi; Ascomycota; Pichiomycetes; Pichiales; Pichiaceae.
AUGAUUUUUUCAAUUGCGAGCUCAAGCGGCUUAUGGGCCUUGGUCGUAGUCUAUUCCUUACUAUCAUUCAAGACUGCCUUAUCGCUUCCUAUCACUGAUUUGAACCUAGAAGAUCCGAUAGAUGAAAUCACCAUGUUGGAUAUGAUGAAGUCCUCUUCGUUGUUCCGAAAUCUUCCGCCGUUGGUGAGCCUGCCUGCAGCUUCAGAAAGAACUUUGGUGGCCGGAGAAGUUCCCGAUUACGUGCUUGAUUUUGCCCCCGUGGUACAUCUCUACUCAGAAGAGAGAUAUCUGCCGUAUAAUGUCGAAAAGUUCGUUUCCAACUUCCAUGCAUGCUUCAGAAAUGGCUCCCUUGUUCCAGGUGGUGAGAGUCCCCUUAAACUUCAACAGUUAGAAGAGUUGGAUAAGCAUAUUGUUGACUAUGACACAGCCAUUUUCAUGACUGCGGAUUCUGACUUUGAUAAGGACCCAGAAUGGAUCACUGGCAAGCACAACAUCCCCAACGUUUAUGAUGGGGCAAUUGAGGAUGCUCCAGCUACGCUCAUUGUUGUUGAUAAAGGCAAUGGCUGGGUGGAUGCCUAUUGGUUCUUCUUCUACUCUUUCAACCUUGGCCCUUUCGUCAUGGGAUGUGGUCCAUAUGGCAACCACGUUGGUGAUUGGGAACACACUUUGGUGCGGUUCUACAACGGUGAGCCCAAGAUAGUGUGGAUGUCCGCCCAUGGUGGUGGAGGGACAUAUUUCUACGACAAUCUGGAGAAAUUGGAGACCGCGCCCAAACGGCCGGUCAUCUUCUCAGCAAGAGGCACUCAUGCCAACUACGCAGCUGUUGGCCAGCACUCUCAUGAUUUGCCUUACUCUAUGCUUUCUGAUUUCGCUGAUAGAGGUCCACUGUGGGACCCUUCUAGAAACUAUUUGGCGUAUACAUGGGACGGAACUAAUCUGUCUUAUGGUAACGGGUCUGAAUACGGAAGAGAAGAGAGAUUAGGCAAGUGGCUCUCUUUCACGGGUCAUUGGGGUGACAAUGAUAUGGAUCCCAAGGACCCCCGCCAGCAUUGGUCGCCCUGGCAAUGGAAGUACAUUGAAGGCCCCACCGGUCCAAUCACCAAGAACCUGCUGCGUGUGGCCCCAUGUCAGAGCCUCAAGCACUGGAAGACCUGGGGUGGAUGUCAAGCGAGACGCUACCCCAAAAUGGGAGAAGGUAUUGAGAGCGAAGGCUCUCAUUCUUGUGGAAACAUCUUCAGGAAUGUCAGGCCUGUUUGGCUCAAAACACUACUACACUAUUUGACUUUGAACGGCAUUGGCUGUUACCUUGCGGAUUUGUUUCUUGGCUGA